Messenger RNA from Cooperia oncophora, 687 nucleotides. NCBI's taxonomy places the organism in Eukaryota, Metazoa, Nematoda, Chromadorea, Rhabditida, Trichostrongylidae. The record is from the annotation of a GenBank genome assembly.
AUGAUCAGCGCCCUCGUUAGCAAUUGUAGCUCUUGGAGCUUUUCAGAACGGAAACACAUUGAUGGUCAGGUGGUGCUGAUUACUGGUUCCGGGAAUGGUCUUGGACGACUAAUAGCGCUGAAUUUUGUUUCAACUGGCUGCAAAUUGGUAUUGUGGGAUAUUGAUGAGAAAGCCAAUGCGGAAACAAAACGACUGUGCGAGGAUCUAGGUGCUGAGGUGUACGUCUUUCGAGUGGACAUGUCGCAACGACAGGAAAUUUACGCAGCAGCGGACCGAGUCUUCAGUGAAAUAGGAGAAGUCGAUAUUGUCGUCAAUAAUGCAGGUGUAGCCCAUGAAUAUGGGGAUUUUCUGAACAAAACUGAUGACCUGAUAGAGAAGACGGUUCAUAUCAACAUGAUAGCUCAUAUGUGGAUGGCAAAAGCGUUUCUGCCUCGCAUGGUCGAACGAAACGCUGGUCACAUUGUCUGCAUUUGCUCAUUGGCGGGAGUUGUAGGAACUAGAGAACUCGCGGACUACUCAGCGUCAAAAUUCGGUGCCUUCGGAUUCCAGGUGAGCGCUAUUGUUGGCGCCAGCGAAAGUACUGAAUAUUGCAUAGAUAGGUGCGACGCGACUUCACAAAUCUUGGGACGUUCGGUGACCAUGAUGGCGACGUUAAGUCUUUCGGAAACACAUCCCGCAAUGACCUGA